AUGGGGCACAAGACCUGCACUGUUAAAUAUUGGGUACAGGAUCCUUCCCUUAUUCUUCACAAGUAUCUUCAGUCAGCAGAUCUCAUCUUUGGUGGCAUUACUUUUCAGAUCCAUUUCUUCUUUCCUCUAAUGAGUUUCUCUGGAAGACCACCUCAAAGUCUAUAUGAAGAUCCCAAUUGUUUCACAAAGAAUUACCAGCAAAUCUUGGCCUUGGAAUUUGCUACAAAAGAGAUCAACGAAAAUGCUCAGAUUUUACCUAAUCUCACUUUGGGAUUCCAUAUCUAUGAUUGCUAUUCAAAUGCCAGAUGGACUUAUUAUGUCACACUGCAACUUAUUUCAACGAAGAAUAAAUUUGUCCCCAACUAUAAGUGUGAUAGCCAGGACAAUCUAAUGGCAGUCAUUGGUGGACUGGACUCUGAAAACGCCUACGAGAUAACAAAUGUUCUGAGCAUCUACACUAUUCCACAGCUAAUGUAUGGCUUUGCUUCAGUGAUGACGGAUAACAUGCGAGCAGCUUCCUUCUACCAGAUGGUCCCAAGUGAAACCAUUCAGUACAAGGGGAUUCUCCAGUUACUUCUCUAUUUCCAGUGGACAUGGAUUGGCUUCAUUGCCUACAAUAAAGAAAAUGGAGAAAGGUUUCUGCAGAUCAUGCAUUCAGUCUUUUCCCAGCAUGGCAUCUGUUUUGCCUUUAUAGAAAUGUACCCCCAUUUAAAUUUUGAUGAUAUCAUAUAUGUUGAUGAAUGGAGGCGGGAGCUCUAUGAUAAACUUUUGAAUACCACAGCCACUGUUUUGAUCUACUAUGGAGAAACUAAUUCCAUGGUAUUCCUGAGUAGUUUGAUAUAUAUAUCAGAAAUGGAUUACCCAGCACAAAAUCUAAAAGGCAAAGUGUGGAUUCUGACAGCCCAGAUGGAAUUCACAUUAUUGGACUUCCAAAGAAGUUGGGAUAUUCAAUUCAUUCACGGUGCUCUGUCCUUUGCAAUUCACUCUCAGGAUGUGCUAGACUUCCACCGAUUUAUCCGAAGCAGAAACCCUUCCAAUACAAAAAACGAUGGCUUUAUCAAGAACUUCUGGGAGCAGGCAUUUGUCUGUAUGUUUCCAGAUUCUAAUCUGGGCAAUUCAUAUGAGGACAUCUGCACUGGAGAGGAGAGGCUAGAAGAUCUUCCUGGGACUUUAUUUGAAACGAGGAUGACGGGGCGCAGCUACAGCAUCUACAAUGCUGUGCAUGCUUUGGCCCAUGCUUUACAUGCCAUGCAUUUAUCAAAAAGCACAGGAAUAGGGGAGGGAGAGAAAAGGAAGCUUCAGAGGCACCAGCCGUGGCAGCUCCACCACUUUCUGCGAAGUAUCUCUUUUAAUAACAGUGCUGGUGACCAGGUUUCCUUUGACCAGAAUGGUGUGUUAGUAGAAGGGCUUGAUGUCAUAAACUGGGUCACCUUCCCAAACCAAUCUUUUGUUAAGGUGAAAGUUGGCAAGAUGGAUAUCCAAAAACCUCCAGAUCAAGCAUUCACUGUCAAUGAGGAUGCCAUUAUAUGGCCCAGAGAGUUUAACCAGACACAGCCUUUUUCUGUCUGUACUGCCAGCUGCCAACCUGGAUAUAGAAAGAAAGUGAAAGAGGGCAAGCUGUUCUGUUGCUAUGAUUGCAUUCCAUGUCCUGAAGGAAAGAUAUCAGACAAGAAGGACAUGGCUGAAUGUUUACCAUGCCCGAAUGAUCAUUAUCCAAACAAGGAGCAGAAUUCAUGCAUUCCCAAAGUUGUUGUCUUCUUGUCCUAUGAAGAUCCCUUAGGGAUGGGUUUAGCUAUUGUUGCUAUUUUGUUUUCUUUGAGCACAAGUGUGGUUCUAAGUACGUUUAUGAAGCACCACAACACUCCAAUUGUCAAAGCCAACAACAGGAGUCUCACCUAUGCUCUCCUUGUCUCCCUCCUGUUCUGCUUCCUGUUUUCAUUGCUGUUCAUUGGCCGACCUGGAAAGGUGACCUGUCUCCUCCGACAAACGGCCUUUGCCAUCAUUUUCUCGGUAUCGAUUUCUUGUAUUCUUGCAAAGACACUCACUGUCAUUUUGGCUUUCAUGGCUACCAAACCAGGAAGUAGGAUGAGGAAGUGGGUGGGGGGGAAAAUGGCCACCUCCAUUGUCCUUUCCGGCUCCCUUAUCCAAGGAGGUAUUUGUAUUGUGUGGCUGGCAACAUUUCCCCCAUUCCCAAAUGUCAAUAUGUAUUCAAUGACUACAGAAAGCAUACUGGAAUGUAAUGAGGGCUCACCUCCCAUGUUUUACUCUGCCUUGGGCUACAUGGGAUUUCUGUCCAUUUUGAGCUUCAUUGUGGCUUUCUUUGCCAGGAAGUUACCGGACAGUUUCAACGAAGCCAAGUUUAUCACUUUCAGCAUGUUGGUCUUUUGCAGUGUUUGGGUAUCCUUUAUUCCAACUUACCUGAGUAGCAAAGGAAAAUACAUGGUAGCUGUGGAGAUCUUCUCAAUUUUAGCUUCCAGUGCUGGCUUGCUGGCUUGCAUCUUUGCCCCCAAAUGCUACAUUAUUCUUUUUAGGCCUGAGCUGAACAAAAGAGAGCAGCUAAUAAAGAGAACUUAUUAG
Molecule: messenger RNA, 2577 nt
Organism: Euleptes europaea (tarantolino)
Lineage: Eukaryota; Metazoa; Chordata; Lepidosauria; Squamata; Sphaerodactylidae
Product: vomeronasal type-2 receptor 26-like
Exons: 6
Coding region: 1-2577 (858 amino acids)
Biological process (GO): G protein-coupled receptor signaling pathway
Cellular component (GO): membrane
Molecular function (GO): G protein-coupled receptor activity
Source: RefSeq, a predicted model, not a curated record